AUGGCUUACCCUCAAGAGACAUUCGUUCGGACGUCGCUAGACCCAGGAUCUUUGAUCGCCCAGAGGCGUGAAGUCGUGGCCUCCAAGACCCUGGUAUACCAGCUGGAGGUGUUGAAGAAGACGGGAAGAUACGAUGCGUUUAAGCUGCAGUGGCAUCCUUCAUACGGCGACACCCCUAACGUCUGGCCAAUACCAAACCAUCUCUUCUGGGAUUCGGACAUUGGCAAAUGGAUCGAGGGAGCGUGCUAUCUUCUGCAUGAUCAGUCGAAUCCUGAGGUUCAGGCGGCAGUCGAAGAGCUUACUCGAAUGAUCAAUUCCGCGCAGCAACCGGAUGGUUACCUAAACAUUCACUAUACGGUUGUGGAACCUGGAAAGAGAUUCACCAAUCUGCGGGACUUCCACGAACUAUACAACGCCGGGCAUCUCAUCGAGGGAGCUCUUGCGCACCAUCACCUCUAUCAGAAUGACGACCUCCUCAAGCCAAUACUGAAGUAUGUUGACCUUCUAUGUCGGAAGUUCGGGCCCAAUGAAGGUCAGAUCCAUGGAUACCCAGGUCACCCCGAGAUCGAGCUCGCUCUUCUUCGACUUUACAAUCGUACCAAGAAUGCCAAGCACCUCGAGCUGGCGAGAUACUUCAUAUCCGAGAGAGGAAAUCCUGCUGGCGAUGGCGGUGAGCACUAUUACCACGCCGAGGCGAAGCGGCGAGGCGAAGAGCGGCACGUCAGAAUGGCAUACUGGGGCGAAGCUGAUGCUCUCUGGUAUUAUCAGGCUCACAAGCCCAUCAUUGAACAGCAGACCAUUGAAGGACACUCUGUGCGCGCCAUGUAUCUUCUGACAGCAGCUGCAGACUUGGUAGGAUUAGGUAAGGCUCCUGACGAACGCCUGAAAGCCGCUAUUGACCGCCUUUGGAACAACAUGGUCGAAUGCAAGAUGUAUGUGACUGGAGGCAUUGGCGCAAUGAAGCAAUGGGAGGGGUUCGGACUCAAUUACUUCUUGCCCCAGGGCACCGAUGAAGGCGGCUGCUAUGCCGAAACGUGUGCAGCUAUUGGGGUCAUGAUGCUCGCAGAGCGCAUAUUGCAAUACGAUCUUGACCGUCGAUUCGGUGACGUGAUGGAGUUGUGUCUGUACAAUGCCAUGUUGACGGCCAUGUCGUACGAUGGCAUAAAAUUUACCUAUGUCAAUCAGCUGGCGUCAAGCGACAAGGAUCCCUCGAAGCGAGAAGAGUGGUUUACUUGCGCCUGCUGUCCGCCGAACGUGCUGAGACUACUGGGACAGAUUGGAGGGUACAUAUACUCACACAAUCUCGAGCGCAGCGGAGAAGAGCAGAUCAAUGUUCACUUGUAUAUCCCUAGCGAAUACAAGUUCAAAUCUUCUGCCGACAACACGCCUGCGAUUUUGACUCAAAAGAGCAACUGGCCGUGGAGUGGAAAAGUCGAAUUUGAGCUUCAAGCAGGAGAGUUGGCGCAGAUCCGUUUGGCUCUCAGGAUACCGGGAUGGGCCAGAUCAUGGAAGAUCACCCCAUCACCACCUGCCACUGCGCUGGAGAAGGGAUACCUCAUUCUCCCUGCCAGCUGGGUAUCCGCAAAUCGAAACUUCAUGCUUGAAGUCGAGAUGAUGCCCAGGCUUGUCGCUCCCCACCCGUACACCAAUCAAGAUACUUUGGCUCUGGCCCGCGGUCCAGUCAUAUACUGCGUCGAAGACAUGGACAACCAGUGGGUCAAAGACCACUUCAAGAGCGUCCAGCUGGAUCCGGCGUGCGCAGUUCACGAGGAGCUUGUGACUGACAAGACAACCGGUGACACAUACGUUGCACUCACAGUUGCCAAGGGAGCAAGUCUGCUCAGGACUGAGAACAUACAUGCCCGUCCUGGAGUUGAAGUCAGCGCGCUGGAUAAUGUGGCGCGCUCCGAGGAUGGUGUCAUCGAUGAAUUGAAAUUUGUCCCGUACUUUUUCAGAGCCAACCGCGGUGGGCGUGGACAGGCGAGAGUGGGAUUGAGGAGAUGGAAUAGAUAG
This is a messenger RNA of Fonsecaea multimorphosa CBS 102226, 2013 nucleotides long. RefSeq lists its product as uncharacterized. The record is from RefSeq and is a predicted model, not a curated record. NCBI's taxonomy places the organism in Eukaryota, Fungi, Ascomycota, Eurotiomycetes, Chaetothyriales, Herpotrichiellaceae. Bases 1 to 2013 code for a protein of 670 amino acids. The transcript is spliced from 3 exons. Gene Ontology annotation, biological process: carbohydrate metabolic process.